Molecule: messenger RNA, 621 nt
Organism: Talaromyces proteolyticus
Lineage: Eukaryota; Fungi; Ascomycota; Eurotiomycetes; Eurotiales; Trichocomaceae
Product: dUTPase-like protein
Exons: 4
Coding region: 1-621 (206 amino acids)
Biological process (GO): dUMP biosynthetic process; dUTP catabolic process
Molecular function (GO): magnesium ion binding; dUTP diphosphatase activity
Source: RefSeq, a predicted model, not a curated record
AUGACAAAGGAGACCACACCACCUCCUCCAGAUACAGCCACGACAUCCGUCCACGAACCCCCUUCUCUUCCUGCAUCCCCGCUCCCUAAGCGAACGAAGACCACAGAGAACGACGCCUCCUCUACACCGAACAUCGCCUCCAUCAUGACCCUCUCCAAUGGCAACGGCACUGCUGUCACCUCCAUCUCUCAGCCCCAGCCUGCGCUCCUGGUGAAGAAGCUGGUCGAGUCGGCGAAGGCGCCUACUCGUGGCUCAGCCUUUGCUGCUGGAUACGACCUUUACAGUGCAAAGGAGACCGUCAUUCCAGCCAAGGGCAAGGCACUCGUGGACACCGGGCUGGCGAUCGCUGUUCCUGAGGGCACAUAUGGUCGCGUUGCCCCUCGAAGUGGACUUGCUUCCAAAUACUUCAUUGACACAGGCGCUGGUGUUAUCGACGCUGACUACCGGGGCGAAGUCAAGGUCUUGCUCUUCAACUUCUCCGACGUAGACUUCACAGUCAAGGAAGGAGACAGAGUCGCUCAGCUUGUUCUGGAAAGAAUCUACACUCCGGAGGUUUUAGUAGUAGAGCAAUUGGAAGAGAGCGUUCGCGGCGCUGGAGGAUUCGGCAGCACUGGAAAGUAA